AUGGAUGCCCUGCUGCUAUCUGUCACUGCCACGUUGGACUGUCAGCAGCGACAGCGAUUCAAGAGGCGGCUGCACCAGGCGCUUCGCUGGUACGAAGCAGCCAAGCAGCUGGGCUGGGGCAUGCUCUGUCUGAUGCCGCACGAUGUCAUCACUAACUUGUGGGUGGAGAACGAUCUUCGCAUCUGA
Messenger RNA from Didymella exigua CBS 183.55, 186 nucleotides. RefSeq lists its product as uncharacterized. The transcript has a single exon. NCBI's taxonomy places the organism in Eukaryota, Fungi, Ascomycota, Dothideomycetes, Pleosporales, Didymellaceae. Bases 1 to 186 code for a protein of 61 amino acids. The record is from RefSeq and is a predicted model, not a curated record.